UUGUGACUCGUGCAUGUGAAAGGUCACCCACACGGUGUCCACAGCGACGGUGACCCUUGCGAGGACAAUGGCUCUUUAUUUUCCAGAUCAGACGCUCUCCUGUACUUGGAUUGGAUCAAAAGCAGGCCUGUGGCCAGUGGAAGUUUCAGGUUAUUUCACUCCGCGUCCUUCUGUCCACUUCAGCUGCCAUUAAAGGCACUAGCGUUCCCUUUUUCUUUCUCUGUUGCUGGUCAUCUUCUGCUUUUGUAGCCUUUAAUUCUUCUCUAGUGAUUGGCCGUUUAGUGUCACCCUUUUGUUGCGUCUACAUUGCCCGCGAUGCUACCCGCCAAAGCUUAUGUUUUCAUCAGUCUUAAUGCUGUCCGCGCUGUCAGCAUUAUCGCCCUUCUUUUAGUUUUUUCCAGCAGCAUCCUGGUGAUGGUUGAUGAUAUCGAGGCAGUCAAUGCAUUUGUCAAUGGCGGGAGUAACUCAAACUCCACAACUAACUAUGACUACAUCCAAAAUAGUACAGUUCCUAAUCAGCCAGCUGGCGUGUUCUGGGCAGUAUUGAAUCGGCUGUUGAUCAUUGUACAGACCGUCGUCUUGAUUCUUUCAGAACUAGGUUGGCCUGCCGCGUUCUUUGAUCACUACUUCCCCGUUCUCGGGAGCAACUUUGGAGUAGGUGCUCUGGGAGUGAUGCAAUGUCUCAUCGGAGCUUCUGUUCUUUCUCACUUUGUCAAAGUCUUCCCCCUCGUCUCUGGUUUCUUCCUGUUUUCUAUUGGCUGUCUCAACAUUUUGAUCGGCCUUAUCUUCCGAGAACAUGUCAAGUCUACGCGUUCCAUAUUGUCUUUCCGGGACCGAGCAGAGGAUGUGUUGUCAUCGUUCGAUAAAAUUAAGGAAACACCGUUCAGCAAGUAUAGGACGGAUCGAGACGCAGAGAUGGGCCUGAGCGUCAAAGAACCGGAUGCUGCGCACACUCACACUUAGCUGUGUUAUUGAUGCCGUCAUUCCCCAAUUCCCGCCAGUUUUUAAUACAAGUGAUCAAUGUCCGAUGUGCUCUUUGGUACUAGAAAUGUAUUUUCUUUGUCUAUCUGUACGGCUUGCACUGAACUGUGAAUCUAUGCCUGUCCACCCCGGUGGCAGAGUACGAGUUA
Suillus subalutaceus is the source of this 1130-nucleotide messenger RNA. RefSeq lists its product as uncharacterized. The record is from RefSeq and is a predicted model, not a curated record. The transcript is spliced from 6 exons. The coding region runs from base 316 to 963 and encodes 215 amino acids. Lineage: Eukaryota; Fungi; Basidiomycota; Agaricomycetes; Boletales; Suillaceae.